This is a messenger RNA of Esox lucius (northern pike), 6244 nucleotides long. It is a transcript of the gene paqr9, whose product is annotated as progestin and adipoQ receptor family member 9. The transcript has a single exon. Lineage: Eukaryota; Metazoa; Chordata; Actinopteri; Esociformes; Esocidae. Gene Ontology annotation, cellular component: membrane. Gene Ontology annotation, molecular function: signaling receptor activity. Bases 1798 to 3054 code for a protein of 418 amino acids. The record is from RefSeq and is a predicted model, not a curated record.
AAAAUAGUUUGUUCUACAUCCUGCGCAUUGUUCUGAGCUUGUUACGAUCACGUCAAGGCCUGCAAUGUUUCAGUUAAGCUUCUCAGAACGGAGCGAAACCCAUAAAGGCCACUACAGUUCCUUAAUUUAAUGAGAGCUGAGUAACACGUCGAGAUCGCAAAUUGCCCGUGAGUUCAUGACAUUUUAGUUGCCUUUAAGGCAGGGUCAGGGAGAAGUUAGAAAAACUGGGCUGGAGGCUACGGCCCAUUUGACUGACGUCACAGCUUUAAAAUGGUAAAAAACAUGCAAAGUGUACUCGGCUGCCUGCUGGUACGGUGCGUGUCUGGACAAGUGUGUGGCGCAGAAAAUGAAAGAGAGAGAGAGAGAGAGAGAGAGAGAGAGAGAGAGAGAGAGGGGCUAUUCACCUCCAUACAGCAGCAGCACAGCACGUUAUCUAAGAAGGCUGUACGGUGAAUUUUAAACAGAUAGCGGAAGACAGUUCACUCUACAACCGCGGAGGUGGAAACAAAUAUCCGAAGGGGACCGGCUGAGUAACGGAAAAGGGAACGUAUACUUUUAAUAUAGAAUACCGCUAGCCUACGCACGUUACCUCUAAUCUGCAAUUCGCAUGCAGUCUCAUUCGCUCUGUCCGGCUUUAUCACGGGCUUCCAAGGACGAACGGGAAAGUAAAAAUGUAGAGGAAAUGCGCGGACAUUGAAAAAGCCAGUUCAGUCAAUUGACCUAUAAAGCUGUCAUAAAAUUUACACUCGCACAUUGCAUUUUGAACUGCGUUCAAGGAAUGGAACAGAAAAGCUGACCGGCCGGCUUCGGAGAAAACCGAAAAUAACGGAAAGUGUUCGUACUGAAAAAACGAAGCAGGCAAACAAAUAGACACGAAUGUAUUAUCGCGACAUUCAUGUGCAAACUAUUUUGUUUUUUCGAUAAGACCAACCUUUAUUUUUAGCAUUUUAAAUCGUUUCGCUACUGCAACGUUUUGGUCCGCAUUCGCCCGGUUAAUCUUUUUUUCACUGAAACGGGACGUAAGCACUGCACUAAAGGAGCAUGCAUGAUAAUAGGGUUAUCUGCCAAGCGAGGUCCAUCAGAUAGCCCCGCGUGUACACAGUGGCCCACAUGACCUAGUUACCGAGGGAGUUUCAUGUGGAUGACAUCUCUGAGACCGGGCUUUUGGCAUUGACAGACAACAGGUGACGUGGGAUAAACACCUUAAAGGACGGAGAGAAGUGUUUCGUACCUUUCACUCUUUUGCUGGUGACAGCCUGCAUGUGUUUUUGGUUUUGAUAGCCAAAAACCUAAAAGGACUCUAGCUAGAUUAAAUACGGACAUGUAUUCCAUAUAUUUUGUAAAAUAUUGAUUGGAACGGCAACAAGACACAUCAAAUGGUAGUGUGGUUGGUGGAUGUGUCUGUAUAACCUUUUUGAUUCGGAGGCCAAUGAGAUACUGCAUGGAACAGUGAUUGUUAUUGGGGAUAUUGACCUUUACCCCUGGCUUUAGGGUUUUAUUCAUAUCCUUUAGGACUCCCAUCACCUGUCACUAACUUCAGAGAGAAUAAAUCUACUGGCUUAUGAAAGCCAUUUUCAUUAAUAGUGAUUUAAGGAUUAAACUUUUCAAACCUCCCUUUGGUUUUUGCACUGCCUUUGAGAUCAAAGGUUCGUCGGAGAAAAAGAGGAAAUUCCAUGACAUCAUACGGGAUUACUACUACUGCGCACUAAUCAUUGGACUUGUGAUCGGGAGGUAUAAUUCAAUAAAAUCAGCCGAGCACUUGAAGCUAUAGCAGUGACUAAGGGCAAUUCUCUGGCAAUGACGACUACAAAAGAGCUGAUUAUUAGGACGCAUCAUGUGGAGCGUGUCCAAACUGUCGGGGGAGAUUCAUUGGAGCCUACCGAUCGUCAAACAGGCCGUCCUUCUCAUCCAAUCAUGUUGGUGAAAUGCCACAAGUCGCUUCCCCCCCUGCUGAAGCACACCGACGUCCCCGCCCGCAUCACAGAGAACUUCAUCCUGUCAGGCUACCGCUUCCCCAACUACAGCCUCGUCCAGUGCCUGGUCUCGGCCUUCCGGCCCACGAAUGAGACGGGAAACUUCUGGACCCACUUCCUGCCGGUGUUCGUUUUCGGCUUCUACUUCGCGGAGCCGUUCGGCUGGGAGGGCGCGGCGCCUGCCAACGACCCGUUCUUCUACCCGCUGUGGACCUAUUUCAUCGGCGUGUUCUGCUUGCUCACGGCGAGCAGCAUGGCCCACCUCCUGAACUCCAUGUCCCUCGUGGUGAGGGAGGUGUGUUUCUUCGUGGACUACGGAACCAUCAGCGCUUAUACAGUGGGCUCGUCCUUGGCCUACCACUAUUACAUCCACCCCAGAGCAGGGAUACCGGAGCUGGGGGCCGGAGGGGCCAAUGACAGCCGGGAGCACCCUUUGGCGGCGCCGGAGGCACCGGGGUUCGGCGUGUUCUUCGAGACCUUCUACAUCCCGAGCUCCUGCCUGGUGGCCGUCAUCUGCGUCCUGGCCUGCUGCAACACGCGCCAGCGCUGGCGGACCUACCGCUACGUCAUACGCACCCUGGUCUUCCUCCUGCCCUUCUUGGUGGCGUCCACCCCCAUCUUCUACCGCCUCCUCCACGCCUCCCCCUCCUCGCCAAGCUACGACUCGUCCUUCCCCGCGGCCCAGUUCUUCUAUCGGCACUGCUUCUGGCUGGUGGCGUCGGCCGUGUUCAACAUCAGCAAGGUCCCGGAGCGGCUGUCGCCAGGCCGGUUCGACAUCUGGGGCCACAGUCACCAGUGGUUCCACGUCUGCACCUUCCUGUCCAUCCUGGACGAGUUGCACAUGAUCAACGGGGAGCUCAGGGCUAUCCUCCUGCGCCUGGCCCCUGGGGGGACCCCCACCGCCCCUCCGCACCUCCCUGGCCCCACCAUGGCCUCCACCUACGGGGUGAUGUUGCUCCUGCAGGCCUCCAUCGCCUCCAUCAUCGCCUGGUUCUCCUGGUGUGCCAAGGUCGUCUAUGAACCCCAGGCAGGCCAAGCGGGGAAAGAGGUCCUUGCAAAAAGGCACCUGAAGUGUCACUAAUGUUGGAUGAAAAUUUGCUGUGUUCUGAGAGCUCCGACUUUACUCCGAGACAUAAACCAGUACCGUGCCAGUUUGACAUAAUAUAUUUUAUCACUUGAAAAUGCACAAGCAGCAGAUGUUACUUUAGGGAGUUUACCACUUAUUAGGGAGUCCAUCACAAUUUUACCAAAAAACAUUUUUCCGCACUUAGUAACCUUUACAUGUUCUGAGGUUUACUUAGAUUUGUUUUUGUAGCCUUUAUGUGAGUCACUCAUAACUCAGUGGGUCAGGGGGCGGGGGACGUUUGAUGUGUUUUUGUGGUCUUUAUUUCCAGUGGAUUAUGGGUAGUUUUGGCGGACCUUGCCGGUUUGGUCCGCCCUUAGUUUCUAGUACUUACAGUCUAUUACGGAACAGGGAGAUAUAUUCUAGAUCAAGCAAGGAAUUAUAUUCCAUAAAGGGUUCAGAAGAGGUAGCCAGAACUGGAAGGGGGUUGUUACCCAAGGAGACGCAAUAUCCACGUAUUACCAUGUUGUUAUGGAGACGUAAUAUCCACGUAUUACCAUGUUGUUAUGGAGACGUUUUAUCCUCGUCUAGGUCAGUUGUUCCCCUUGGAGCCUUUUACCACUUCCCCUGAGUAUCUGACCUGAUAAGACCUCCCUCAUGUCUCUCUCUCUGGAUCUUUCUCCUUGACUCUCUUUUCUCACUUAACCAAUUCAGUUUAACAGCCUUCAUCUCUCACAUGAACUUGACAUAAUUUUUGUUUGUUUUAUUCUUGAUCUCUCUUCGUAUCUUUCUUGUUACCCCCUCAAAGUUAUUUUUGUCUGUCCUAUCUCCUGUCUCUCUCUUUCUCUCCAUCUCUCUCUGUCUCUCUCUCUCGGUUCUAUGCCACAAACAGUAACAUUUCCUACUGUUUUCUCAUGAGCCUUCUCAACAGGAAGUAGGGUAGCCGUGCCCUGCAGACUCAACAGAAAUAGACCUCUCUAGUCUUACAUUAGUGCACUUUCUGGGGCAGACACCAUAGGGUGUAGCCACACUUUACAUGCAGUCGUGGCAUUACAACCACUGAAACAAGUUAGCAUAUUUUCCUUUUAAAAAAACUACCUUUAAUUAAAGCAUUUUUAUAGCAUGUAUCUGAUGACAAAUUGGUGAUUCAAUGUACUAGACCAGAUAUGUCAUUCUUUCACUGGUUACUUCGCGGAACCAAUAUGUGUACUGUAUGCCGAGAGCACUGAAACACCGUACUGUACUUUAUGUGUGCUGUGGAAACCAAGGCCUUGAAAGAACGACUGUUUCGAGUUUCUUUUAAACCGAAGCCAUAGUGUGUAGUGUGGGUGGAUGUAUUGUAUAAACCGAGAGGGACGGUUGGAUGUUGAAAAUGGGGACGUUUGGUUGAGUUCCCUCAAAUGGGGUUGCAAAAUGUGUACAAUUUGUAAGCCAGCAUCUAAUAUUUCGCUUCCUGUUUGAUCACGGUAGAGACACACUAGAUUGUUCUACUACAUUUUAUAGUCUCCCCACGAAUGUGAAGGAGACUACAAAAUGUGCUUCUAAAAAAGAGAUAAUCAAAACAUUUAUUUAUUUGAGUGUGGGAAAUGCAUUGUCUGAAAAACACAUUUUAGUCAUUUUGCAGACGCUGUUAUAGGAUAAAAUGCUCAAGAAGGGAGGACAAAUUAUUCACCUUGCUGGCUCAGAGCUUUGAUCUAGCAACCUUUUGGUUACUGGUCAUAUACAUUCAACCGCUAGGUUUCCAGCCCGCGCUCUAGAAAUGAAUAUUAUUAUUACACAGAUUGUAAGGAUGGUUAUAUUUAUUAUUAUUAUAAUUGUUAAUUUUAUUGUUUGCCCAUGUAUCCUCCUUCCCAUGUUUGGGCUUCAUCCACUGUGUAGAGCCAGGUUAUGGGUUCUACUGCAGUCUGUGUUCAGGUCAAUCUGUGUUCCGGUCAGUCUGUGUUCAGGUCUGUCUGCAUUCAUGUCCGUCUGCGUUCAGGUCAAUCUGUUUUCAGGUCUGUCUGCGUUCCUGUCUGUUUGCGUUUAGAUCAGUUUGUGCUCCUGUCUGUCUGCGUUCUGGUCUGUUGGUGUUCAGGUCUGUCUUUACGUACAUACGGCAACAUUUGCACGAGUCAGUCCUGAUUACUGCAGUCGUGUCGGUGCAAUCAGGGGGGCUUUCGGAACUCAGUGACGUUCAGUGUUUCUGAAACGGGUAACUUCGGAGUGUGUUGGCCCUUUUGAGAGUCAUGAUUUUGCUCUUUCCCACGCUCUGGGUUUAUUUGAUCAGUAACAGUGGAUCAGGCCUUAUUCGUCAUACCGAUGAAGUGCAGCAAUUCGAGAAGAAUGCGAGGCUGACUCCCAUGGGCUCGGUGUCAUCGUUGCUAUUGUCGUCAUUGUCCUGAGUGGGACAGAAGCUGUGUGCUGUUUGUUGUACCUAACCUCCUUCAUGGUUGCCAGAUGUGUCUACUUCGGCCACGUCCUCCCAACACAUUUGGGGUGACGUGAAUACAACCAUAUUUGGCAUCCCGUGUUGAAGGCAUCCAUUUCAGUGUUUCCUCGUGUGUUUAAAUGCACUGAAAUGCACAGUGUUUGAGUGAGGUGUCUCUUUAGAGGACCACUCUUCCGGCAGACAAGGUUAUAAAAUCUCCUGGUGUUGCUAUAGCAUUGCAGAGUGGUAACAUUUCGGCAACCUCGGGCAAUAUUUGCUUGCAGGAACAUGAAUAUACCUUCGCAAACCUACUCCAGGUCGGGUACUGUAGGUGGGUAGGCAGACUACCUAUUUCAGACUUGAAAGAUUACGCACACUGCAGCAUUGAGGCAAUAACGUUUCCAUAAUGUGAAUGUAUCUUCCCGAUAGCUUUGCAUUGAGAAUGAAAACAUUGCCAUAAUGUUAGGCCCUUUAUCCUGUGUCUCUUCAAGCCAGUAGACUUGAUGUUAAUCGUGGACAUUUAAUGCUAAGCUAAUUUGUAUGUAAGACUGUACUAAAAGGCUACUUUGCCUCAAGCAUCUUAUUCAGGGGUAAAGCCUGAUUCCGAAAUAUGCAUUUAAUGCAUGUGUAAUAACAAUGGCUAGCAAAUAUUAUAUCACAUUGAUUCCACUGUAGUCCUAAUCAUUUUUUAUUCAAAAACUUUAUUUUUCUGCAAGAAUAUUAUUGUAUAGAGAGAGAUAUGACACUGGAAUGUAGCGAUGAUUUGAUUAACUAAGUUGCAAUAAAAUGUAGAGAACUUGU